UGGGCACAGGCAGCUUUGUAUGGAAAGACAAUCUGCGAAACUGGAGGACAGCGAUGCCUUAUUCCCAGGCAGUGGGGAAACUCAGGCCCCCAGGAGCUGAGGAAAACUGCCUCAAGCUAUCCCAAACAAGGUCUCCUUGGUACAGGCGAGCAGGCUGGCAAGCAUCUCCAGAGAAGCACGUGGCUGAGGUCCAGGGCCACCAACGGUGGGCACGCAGGUCUUCAGAAAGGGACUUGAGAUAUGGCACUGACAGUGGAUGUGGUGGGCCCCGCGCCCUGGGGCUUCCGCAUCACCGGGGGCAGGGAUUUCCAUACACCCAUCAAGGUGACCAAGGUCACUGAGCGGAGCAAGGCAGCGGCCGCUGACCUCCGACCUGGGGACAUUAUCGUGGCCAUCAAUGGGGAGCGCGCGGAAGGCAUGCUCCACGCGGAGGCCCAGAGCAAGAUCCGACAGAGUCCAUCCCCGCUGCGGCUCCUGCUGGACCGGGCUUCUCCGGGGCAGACCAAUGGAGAGAGCGCUGUGGAAGUGUUGGCAACUCGCUUCCAGGGCUCCAUGAGGACGCAUACCAACAGCCAGUCCUCCCUGAGGUCUGCCUGCUCUAGCCCAGCUUCCCUCAGCCCCUGCCCUGGCAGCCCUCUCUCCACCCUGCCCCCAGCCAGCCCCCAGACCCUCCCUGGAGAGGCACUGAUCAGCCGCAGUUUCCAGACUCCGGCCCACUCCCCAGGACCUGCUGCUGACCACUUCUCCUAUGAGGGCCGCCCUGGGAGCCGACAGGCCGGCAGGGGCCGUGCUGGCGACUCAGCAGUGUGCGUGCUGCCACCUUCCUGUUCCGUCAGCCCCAGACUCAGUGUGGACCUCCUGGAAGAGGACUCAGAAGUCUUCAAGAUGCUGCAGGAAAAUCGAGAAGGGCGGCUGCCACCCCGCCAGUCCAGUUCCUUUCGACUCUUACAGGAAGCCCUGGAGGCUGAGGAAAGAGGUGGCACGCCUGCCUCCCUGUCCAGCUCGCUGAGCCCCCAGCCCUCCCUGCCCACCUCCAAGGCCCUGGUCACUCCACCCAGGCUCCACAUGUGUGAGAAAUGCAGCACCAGCAUUGCGAACCAGGCUGUGCGCAUCCAGGAGGGGAGGUAUCGCCACCCCGGCUGCUACACCUGCGCAGACUGUGGGCUAAACCUGAAGAUGCGGGGACACUUCUGGGUGCAGGACGAGCUGUACUGCGAAAAGCACGCCCGCCAGCGCUACUCGGUCCCCUCCACCUUCAGCUCCCAGGCCUGAGCCGGCUCUGGGCCCCUCAGUGCUGUGGCCUGGGCCUGCCUAGCAGUGGGCGUGGGCGGGAGGGGCCUCUUCCCCUCACUGGGUGAGGCUGGGUUUUGGGUGCCCAGGCAGCCUCACCUUCCCAGGCCUCUGCUGGAGGCUCCUCCCCCUCGCAGCACCAUGUGCCAGCGCGGGCGGUGGGUGCUGCAUGGAAAGCAGCAGGGGAAACUGCUGGGAUUCGGAGGAGGGGUGGGCCCGAGGCUAAAUGUUGUCACUGUGUAAAGUUUUUGACCUAUGAGCUCUUAUAAAUAUCC
Messenger RNA from Condylura cristata (star-nosed mole), 1565 nucleotides. It is a transcript of the gene PDLIM2, whose product is annotated as PDZ and LIM domain 2 (mystique). Gene Ontology annotation, molecular function: muscle alpha-actinin binding; actin binding. The coding region runs from base 241 to 1272 and encodes 343 amino acids. Lineage: Eukaryota; Metazoa; Chordata; Mammalia; Eulipotyphla; Talpidae. Gene Ontology annotation, cellular component: adherens junction; Z disc; stress fiber. The transcript is spliced from 11 exons. Gene Ontology annotation, biological process: muscle structure development; heart development; actin cytoskeleton organization. The record is from RefSeq and is a predicted model, not a curated record.